This is a messenger RNA of Macaca mulatta (Rhesus monkey), 8330 nucleotides long. RefSeq names its product nephrocystin 4 (gene NPHP4). The record is from RefSeq and is a predicted model, not a curated record. Gene Ontology annotation, biological process: protein localization to ciliary transition zone; negative regulation of canonical Wnt signaling pathway. Gene Ontology annotation, cellular component: ciliary base; cytoskeleton; ciliary basal body. NCBI's taxonomy places the organism in Eukaryota, Metazoa, Chordata, Mammalia, Primates, Cercopithecidae.
GAAAGAGGAGAGAGCAUUAGCCCUGGAUUCCUUUGUUGCUCUUACUUUUUCCCUCUGGGCCUCUCUUCUCCCUUGGCCUCUCGUGGUCUCCUUGAUUGAGGUAGCGGGAGGUAGUUAUAAUAGUUUACAGUAUUAUAACUAUAAUGCUAUUAUAAUAACCAGUUAUAAUAGCUAGCUGUGUGACCUUGGAUUGGCUGUUUAUCCUGAGUCUCAGUGUUCUCAUCUGUAAGAUGGCAAUAAUGAUGAUUCUCAUUUUGCAGAGUUGUUGGAAAAGUAACCAUGGAAUGUUUGUGAGUUCCUGUCUUGCAUCAGGGGCUCAUUAAAAACAGGUGUAUUUUCAUCUUUUUUUUUUUUUUCCCCUUUUCUUGGGUUGAAGACCUGGAGCCCUCUCAAUUUUCUUUUUUAUUGUUGAUUUGGCCCCAAAGGCCCCUCUGUACUUCCUCCAGGGCAUUUGUAUUUCAUCCUUAAAAGACUUUUGCUGAGGACCUAGCCUGAUGUCAUGGAGCUCACAGUCUCGCAGGACAACAGCAUAGCCCUGGUGAAGUGUGGUGGCUCUUCUGUCACCUGCCCUGUGUGGGAGCAGCCAGAGGUGGGGAUGGGGCUUUCACUCUGAGGAGGGAGCAUUUGGUUUGACUCCUGGAUGCCAGAGCAGAGGUGGAAAGGAUUGAGGAGCAGGCGGAAGGGCACCUAGAGAGAUUUAUGAGGUGUUGGGAGGAUAGUGAGAGCUGCUGCGGCCACCUGGGCUCCCACCCGCAGAGUCUCAGGUGUCACCUCGGCCUCCGUGGCCCCUCAGACUAUGACUGCCCUGCCUUCACAUCCCGAGCCUCAGGAUUUCUGUGUGGGUGGCAGGUGCUUUCGGAACAGAUGCCCUUCCGCCUAGUGUGUGCCCUGCUAGUACAGCGGGGGCCAACAUGCUUCAUGCUCCCUGUCAGGGUGGACUGGCGUGCACACGUCCUUCAGCAGUGUCCUCGGGCCAGGUGUGGCACUGAGUCCUGCAGACACCCAGGGAGGAGGCACCGGGUCAGAAAUCUGGGGCAGGUGAGGAACAUGGGCAUCUGCGUCAGGAGAUACUUCCUCUGUAAAAUCCCCACCUGGGGCCAUCAUGGCCUGCAUUUUGUAUGAAUACACUUCUGAAGUUAUAAAACGUCAGUGGGAAAGAAAAGCUUCAGGGUAGCUUUGCUAAAGCUUCAGUUUGAUUCUGUGACCAUUUACUGAGUUGUGAUGAUACCAAGGACACAGGAGGAAUGGGACUUCUCUCUUCAAGGACUUGGCCAGUGAGCAGUUCAACACAAGACAGGUGACAAAUACUGUGACCAAGGGAAGCACAGAGGCCAUGUGAGCCUGGGGCCUGGACCCUGGGAGCACCUAGGAAGCCCUCCUGGAGGAGGUGGCCCUUUAGCUGGUAUUGGUCAGGUGUCUUCUGCUUGAAAGUCGUGGGCGGCUGUAUGAUUUCCUGUGGCUCCUGUAAGAAAGUCCAACAGACUUGGUUGCUUAAAAGUAGCACAAAUUUAUUCUUUUCCAGUUAGGGAGGUCAGCAGUCCAAAGUCGGCUCUCCCUGUGGUGGCCCCUGGGGCUCUGGGCUGGCAUGGUGUGGGCAGUUGUGGGCAUUGGAGGAGAGACAGCCUGGGCUCAAGUCUCCCGGGGGAGACUGAUGGCUCAGUGUGGGCCAUGUGUUCCUCCUUGAACCAAUCACUGCAGACCUCUGGCUGGAAUUGGUUGGGGAGCAGCCCUCCCCACACAUGGAGUUGGGUGAGGGUCCUCUACAAAACAAGGGAAGUUGAGCAACAAAAAUAGCCCACAGAGAACAAAAAACAACAAACCAGCGUGUGUGCCUGCUGGAUUCACACAGGACCGGACUGAGUCUGGUCCUCUGAGGAGUACCUGGCCCACAUGCAGCAUCUGGGUACACUGUGGGUGGACGCAGGACCCUGAGCCAAGGAUGCAGCAUCUGGGUGCACUGUGGGUGGAGGCAGGACCCUGGGCAAAGGUCCCUCUCAGGCUACCUGGUCAUGUCCUCUCGAUUCCCACACAUGCUGGGAGCGUGCAGAGGGUGAACCAUUAGCACAACUCUUCUCAAACUUUUUGGUCUCAGAUCCCUUUACCCUUUAAAAGAUUAUUGAGGACCCCAAAGAACUUUUGUUUAUGUGAGUUGUGUCUACCAAUGUUUACUGCCAUAGAAAUUACAACUGAGAAAUGUUAAAAAUAUUAAUUUAUUUAAAAAUAACAAGGCCAUGACAUGUUAACAUAAAAACAUUUUUUUUACAAAAACCAACUAUAUUAUCCAAAACAAAAAAAAAACAACAAAUUUAAAAGAGUGGGAUUCUUUUGCAUUUUUGCAAAUGUCUUUACAGUCUCCUUAAGAGAGGACAGCUGAAGGCUCCUGUCUGCUUCUGUACUCAGCGUCUGUAUUGGCCUGUGUUGCCUUGGUUGAAGUAUGUGAAGGAAGUCCCUCCCGAUCUAGUUGGGAGGACUCUCUUAGGUCAUUGUGGAUAUUCUUUGCUGCUGCACUGAAACCCCACGAGCAGGAGUUUCUUAAGGAUUUGUUUAAAGCGGAGUCUCCACCACGUGAAUGAACUCUUCGUGCUCUGACGUUAAAGUCCUUUGGUCAGUCUUGCACUUUGGGUAGAUGUUUUAUUCUCGCAGGAUUUUGUACCAUUACGCAUUGUUCAGAAAAUAUUGGUUCAUGGAGUCAUGCAGACCUUCCAACUAUUGACACAUUUAAUGGUGUAACCUUAGACGAUCACGUUAUUUCACUGCCCGUCUCAUCAGGGAAGUCUUGAAGAAGUGUGAAGCUGGUAGGCUCAAGGUGGAGGAUACAAACGUUUUCAAUUCUAAUGUUUGCUUGGAAGCUCCAUUUUUAUUACGGUUGUUUUCCCAGAAAUGACACGCUCACUUUGCUCACACUUGAGAAGAUGUAUGCCAAGUACCCAUGUUUUGUCUCUCAGUCACUCUUAGUGAAAAUGGUGUUGAAUAAAAAAAGCGGUGCGUUCAACGUGCAGCCCAGUCACAGCAAGGCUUCCCCCGGGGGCGACUGUUGCCCUUCUGUUUGCACCAGAAAUGCUUGUGUAUUUUCCAUUUUGUCUAACAAAAUUAAGAACGUGUCUACUGAAAGGUCAAGAUAUAAUAAGAUUAGUAGUUUUCCUGGCUUCACCACCGAUGUUCUUACUUGAAGCUGCCUUGUUCUUUUCUGUGAGAGGUUGGGAGGACCUCACUCAACCCAACCAGCCUUGGGUCGAGUGAGGCCCCAGUGGCUUUGCUUGCUGCUGCCUCUGCCCCACCGCGCCACUGUAGUGAAGGAGAUAACACCUGGUGUCAGGAAAAUCGUUUUGACCUUGUAGAGCCCUGACAGGGUCCUGUUAAACCUUGGGUUUGGGGAAUGGACUUAGAGAGCUGCUGUCUUAGAAGGCCAAACCCACUGCUUUUUCUCCUUACUCGCCAUUUUAGUAUAUGGAAUUCAACCUCUUCUCGAGGUUCAGAUCUUUGGAUUCUGUGUCGGCUAGAGAAGAUUUAGAUCCUGGGCUCGCUGGACGGGAUCAGAUAACACUCAAAAUCGGCCAGGACCCACCAAGAAGCUGGUCAUCCGGGAAGCCCACGGGACCCUCAGGCGGGCAGGAUGAACGACUGGCACAGGAUCUUCACCCAAAAUGUGCUUGUCCCUCCCCACCCACAGAGAGCACGCCAGCCUGUGAAGGAAUCCACAGCUUUCCAGUGUGUCCUCAAGUGGCUGGACGGACCGAUAAUUAGGCAGGGAGUGCUGGAGGUGCUGUCAGAGGUUGAAUGCCAUCUGCGAGUGUCUUUCUUUGAUGUCACCUACCGGCACUUCUUCGGGAGGACGUGGAAAACCACAGUGAAGCCGACGAAGAGGCCACCGUCCAGGAUCGUCUUUAAUGAGCCCUUGUAUUUUCACACAUCCUUAAACCACCCUCAUAUCGUGGCUGUGGUGGAAGUGGUCGCUGAGGGCAAGAAACGGGAUGGGACCCUCCAGACAUCGUCCUGUGGAUUUGGAAUUCUUCGGAUCUUCAGCAACCAACCGAACUCCCCUACCUCUGCUUCCCAGGACAAAAGGUUGCGGCUGUACCAUGGCACCCCCAGAGCCCUCCUGCACCCGCUUCUCCAGGACCCCGCAGAGCAAAACAAACACAUGACCCUCAUUGAGAACUGCAGCCUGCAGUACACGCUGAAGCCACACCCGGCCCUGGAGCCUGCGUUCCACCUUCUUCCUGAGAACCUUCUGGUGUCUGGUCUGCAGCAGAUCCCUGGCCUGCUUCCAGCUCAUGGAGAAUCCGGCGACGCUCUCCGAAAGCCUCGCCUCCAGAAGCCCAUCACGGGGCACUUGGACGACUUAUUCUUCACCCUGUACCCCUCCCUCGAGAAGUUUGAGGAAGAGCUGCUGGAGCUCCACGUCCAGGACCACUUCCAGGAGGGAUGUGGCCCACUGGACGGUGGUGGCCUGGAGAUCCUGGAACGGCGCCUGCGUGUGGGCGUGCACAACGGUCUGGGCUUCGUGCAGAGGCCGCAGGUCGUUGUACUGGUGCCUGAGAUGGAUGUGGCCUUGACGCGCUCAGCCAGCUUCAGCAGGAAAGUGGUCUCCUCUUCCAAGACCAGCUCUGGGAGUCAAGCUCUGGUUUUGAGAAGCCGCCUCCGCCUCCCGGAGAUGGUCGGCCACCCUGCGUUUGCGGUCAUCUUCCAGCUGGAGUACGUGUUCAACAGCCCUGCAGGAGUGGACGGCAAUGCGGCUUCGGUCACCUCUCUGUCCAACCUGGCGUGCAUGCACAUGGUCCGCUGGGCUGUUUGGAACCCCUUGCUGGAAGCCGGUUCUGGAAGGGUGACUCUGCCUCUGCAGGGCGGGAUCCAGCCCAACCCCUCGCACUGUCUGGUCUACAAAGUACCCUCAGCCAGCAUGAGCUCUGAAGAGGUGAAGCAGGUGGAGUCCGGUACAGUCCGGUUCCAGUUCUCACUGGGCUCAGAAGAACACCUGGAUGCACCCGCGGAGCCUGUCAGCGGCCCCAAGGCGGAGCGGCAGCCUGCCAGGAAACCACCCAUGUCCCCUUCCAGCCUGCCAGCGCCAGCACCUCGAGGUCUCGCUGCCCCGCAGGACUCGCCUGUGGGACCAGGGUUGUCGAUUUCCCAGCUGGCGGCCUCCCCGCGGUCCCCGACUCAGCACUGCGUGGCCAGGCCUACUUCACAGCUGCCCCAUGGCUCUCCGGCCUCCCCGACUCAGGCACAGGAGUUCCCGUUGGAGGGCGGUAUCUCCCACCUGGAAGCUGACCUGAGCCAGACCUGCCUGGUCCCGGAAACCUCCAUCGCCGAACAGUUACAGGAGCUGCCGUUCACGCCUUUGCAUGCACCUAUUGUUGCGGGAACACAGACCAGGAGCUCUGCAGGGCAGCCCUCGAGAGCCUCCAUGGUGCUCCUGCAGUCCUCCGGCUUUCCCGAGAUUCUGGAUGCCAAUAAACAGCCAGCUGAGGCCAUCAACCCUACAGACCCCGUGACGUUUAACCCUCAGAAGGAGGAAUCGGAUUGUCUACAAAGCAACGAGAUGGUGCUACAGUUUCUUGCCUUUAGCAGAGUGGCCCAGGACUGCCGAGGAACAUCAUGGCCAAAGACUGUGUAUUUCACCUUCCAGUUCUACCGCUUCCCACCCGCAACAACGCCACGACUGCAGCUGGUCCAGCUGGAUGAGGCCGGCCAGCCCGGCUCCGGUGCCCUGACCCACAUCCUCGUGCCUGUGAGCAGAGACGGCACCUUUGAUGCCGGGUCUCGUGGCUUCCAACUGAGGUACAUGGUGGGCCCUGGGUUCCUGAAGCCAGGUGAGCGACGCUGCUUCGCCCACUACCUCGCCGUGCAGACCCUGCAGAUCGACGUUUGGGACGGAGACUCCCUGCUGCUCAUCGGAUCUGCCGCCGUCCAGAUGAAGCAUCUCCUCCGCCAAGGCCGGCCAGCUGUGCAGGCCUCCCAUGAGCUUGAGGUUGUGGCAACCGAAUAUGAGCAGGACACCAUGGUGGUGAGUGGAGACGUGCUGGGGUUUGGCCGCGUCAAGCCCAUCGGUGUCCACUCGGUGGUGAAGGGCCGGCUGCACCUGACCUUGGCCAACGUGGGUCACCUGUGUGAACAGAAAGUGAGAGGUUGUAGCACAUUGCCACCAUCCAGAUCUCGGGUCAUCUCAAAUGAUGGAGCCAGCCGCUUCUCUGGAGGCAGCCUCCUCACAAGUGGAAGCUCAAGGCGAAAACACGUGGUGCAAGCGCAGAAGCUGGCGGACGUGGACAGUGAGCUGGCCGCCAUGCUGCUGACCCAUGCCCGGCAGGGCACGGGGCCCCGGGACGUCGGCCGCGAGUCGGAUGCCACCCGCAGGCGUAAACUGGAGCGGAUGAAGUCUGUGCGCCUGCAGGAGGCCGGGGGAGAGUUGGGCCCGCGCGGGACGAGCGUGUUGGCCCAGCAAAGCGUCCGCACACAGCACUUGCGGGACCUACAGGUCAUCGCCGCCUACCGGGAGCGCACGAAGGCAGAGAGCAUCACCAGCCUGCUGAGCCUGGCCAUCACCACGGAGCACACACUCCACGCCACAGUGGGGGUCGCCGAGUUCUUUGAGUUUGUGCUUAAGAACCCCCACAACACACAGCACACGGUGACCGUGGAGAUCGACAACCCUGAGCUCAGCGUCAUCGUGGACAGUCAGGAGUGGAGGGACUUCAAGGGUGCUGCUGGCCUGCACACGCCGGUGGAGGAGGACAUGUUCCACCUGCGCGGCAGCCUGGCCCCCCAGCUCUACCUGCGCCCCCACGAGACCGCCCACAUCCCCUUCAAGUUCCAGAGCUUCUCUGCUGGGCAGCUGGCCAUGGUGCAGGCCUCUUCUGGAUUGAGCAACAAGAAGGGCACAGACGCCGUGUCACCUUGGAAGUCCAGCGCAGUGCCCGCUAAACACGCCAAGGUCUUGUUCCGAGCGAGUGGCGGCAAGCCCAUCGCCGUGCUCUGCCUGACGGUGGAGCUGCAGCCCCACGUGGUGGACCAGGUCUUCCGCUUCUACCACCCGGAGCUCUCCUUUCUGAAGAAGGCCAUCCGCCUGCCGCCCUGGCACACGCUUCCAGGUGCUCCGGUGGGAAUGCUUGGUGAGGACCCCCCGGUCCACGUUCGCUGCAGCGACCCGAAUGUCAUCUGUGAGACCCAGAAUGUGGGCCCCGGGGAGCCGCGGGACGUGUUUCUGAAGGUAGCCAGUGGUCCGAGCCCGGAGAUCAAAGACUUCUUUGUCAUCAUUUACUCGGAUCGCUGGCUGGCGACACCCACACAGACGUGGCAGGUCUACCUCCACUCCCUGCAGCGCGUGGAUGUCUCCUGCGUCGCAGGCCAGCUGACCCGCCUGUCCCUUGUCCUUCGGGGGACGCAGACAGUGAGGAAAGUGAGAGCUUUCACUUCGCACCCCCAGGAGCUGAAGACAGACCCCAAAGGUGUCUUCAUGUUGCCGCCUCAUGGGGUGCAGGACCUGCAUGUUGGUGUGAGGCCCCUCAGGGCUGGCAGCCGCUUCAUCCACCUCAACCUAGUGGACGUGGAUUCCCACCAGCUGGUGGCCUCCUGGCUCGUGUGCCUCUCCUGCCGCCAGCCGCUCAUCUCCAAGGCCUUUGAGAUCACGUUGGCUGUGGGCGAAGGGAAGGGUGUCAACAAGAGGAUCACCUACACCAACCCCUACCCCUCCCGGAGGACGUUCCACCUGCACAGCGACCACCCGGAGCUGCUGCGGUUCAGGGAGGACUCCUUCCAGGUUGCGGGUGGAGAGACCCACACCAUCGGCCUGCAGUUUGCGCCUAGUCAGAGAGUGGGGGAGGAGGAGAUCCUGAUCUACAUCAAUGACCAUGAGGACAAGAACGAAGAGGCAUUUUGCGUGAAGGUCAUCUACCAGUGAGGGCUUGAGGGUGACAUCCUUCCUGGGGCACCUGGCUGGGGCCUGUCUGCCCCUCCUGCCCUGCAGGCCGUCCUCCCCGCCUCUCCGCAGCCUUUGACCUCAGGGCCCACCACUUGGCUGAGGAAGCAGAGAGCACGCGCUGGUCAUUUUGUAGUACCUGCGUCCGGCUUAGCUGCUGCUGACACCCAGCAGGCCUGGGUUCCGUGAGCGUGAACUCCGUGGCGUGGCUCUGGUUCUGGUGCUGCCGUCUGCACACGUGGGACCCUCAUUAUCUCUGUUGCUCAAAAUGUAUUUUAUGAGUCAUCCUAAAUGAUAAAAUUAUGUUUUUCUUACUGGAUUUUGUACAAACAAUCUAUUAUUUGCUAUGCAAUAUUUUAUGCUGGUAUUAUAUCUAUUUUUUAAAUUGUUGAACAAAAUACUAAACUUUUACAUGUCA